CACAGCUACACAGUACAGAGUACAGACUAAACCAAUACCUAAAAAUAUAUUAUAAUAUUGCUUGCUGUAAGUACUGAGUGCAGUGUGAUUUAGGACUGAAAAGUGAAAAAGGUCCUUUCAAAGUGCCAAGAAGGAUAAAAUCUAGUAUCUUCUUUGUUAGCUAUUUCAAUUUCAAGUUUCAUCUAAUGUUUUAAGUUUUGUAUGGAUAAGAUUUUCGUAUUGCAAUUAAUAAUGUAAUAACUAUGUUUCUUCACUGUGUUUUGUUAAGUUAACUAAUUGUGGUGUUAUGUUAUUUAAUUUAAUAACGAUGUGAAAUUCGAAGUCUUAGUUGAUAUUGUGGUUGUCUUAAUCAUCCAAAGAUGUCUUCAGUUGGACAGCUAGUUCCUCCAGUUACAAGGGGUCCACCAAAUAUGACCUACACAUUCAAUGGACCCCACAUAGAGGGAUCCACCUGUAGUACAUUCAAUUCUAAAUAUGAUCCAGUCAUAUGUAUUAUAAGUGCAAUGUAUAUUGCAUUUGGAAUAGUUUACACACUUUUUGGUUACAGAUGUUUUAAAGCAAGCAUGUUUCUCACUGGCUUUACAUUUGGGUCAGCGGUAGUUUACCUCAUAUGUCUGCAAGAGUAUUUGAUGCCUCCAUAUGGAAAUGUUGGUGUUGCAUUAUGUGCUGGUCUCUUAUUUGGUUUGAUCACAAUGCUGAUUCAGUAUGUGGGUCUGUUUAUGACUGGGUUCCAUACUGGAUUGUUGCUUGCGAUUGCUGGACUCGCUAUCUACGAUCACUUUCUUGAGAGCAGGCCAACAUCAUAUUCAAUCUGCGUCGCAACUCUAAUUGUGUCUGGGAUAUUCUUUGCUGUGAUAAAUUUGUACUGGAAGAAAGUGCUCACAAUAUUCGGCACGAGUGUAUAUGGCGGAGCGAUCAUUGCAACAUCCCUGGACUAUUUUGUAGAACGUUUGGUUAUGCUUAAAUGGCUUUGGGAUCGAGCAAAGUUGGAGCCAGCAAUCGCUCCGCCCUGCCGAAUGUCGUGGUUGACGUUAGCUGCCUGGCCCACCGCUGCCAUCGUAGGCCUCACCGCACAGUGCGCGCUCACUGCCACCGGCAUUUACCACGAACAAAGCAUAAGUGCUCAGAAACGUCGGCUGCAGGCUCAGCAAACGCGGCCGGUUACUCGUGAGCAACGCGCCGAGAUGAAACAGCGCAAGUAUCGAUAUCUCUACCAAGUGAGGACCGCCCAUGGUGACGUCAUAUCGCAGUCGUAUGUGCAAGCAUUGCAGAAGAAAGCCCAGUGUGAGAAGUGGAGCGGUGCAGGCGGGGAGUGCAGCACACUCCAGAGCGACUCCACUCAUCUCACUGUUCUGGCGACGGAACAUCUGCCGCCGACCGACUCGGAUGACGAGCUCAAUCAGAUACGAGCCGCGCAUUGAAUUGAUAUUGAACGCAAUGUGCCAGCAACAUUAAUACUGCAAUUAUAUUAUAAUAUGUAGGACAUAGUAAUGUAAGACUUGUAGUAAACAAUAUGCAUUCGUAUAGUAUCGUAAGUGACGAAGUUCAAGGCCUAAAAUGUUUGAUAAGUAUUUUUAUCUUGUUGAAGUUUAAACACGAUCCUGCACAAUCUUUAAUAUCUGACAGCAGUGUUUGGUAGUAUGGGGUUAUGAUAAAUUUUUGAAGGAAUGUGAAUAUUUUUCUCUGAGAAAUAUAGAGAAAAAUAGUCAUUUUAGCAUUUGUUUCUGGAAAACGUCGACGUUUCCGAAAUAUGUUCCGCAAUAUGUCUUCGUGUACUAACGCGAUGCAUUGUUUUCUUUGUUCUAUUUGAUUUAUUUGAUAUUAAUUUUAUCUUUUUGAUAUUAUUUAUUUAUUAGAAAUUAAGAGUAUGACUGAUCUGUUAAUCAAUUUUAUGAGUUCAAUAAACGUUUUCAUUUCAUACAACAAAAACAUUCAGUGUCAUGUUUCAUAUGAGCUGAAAAUAAUCUUAAAGAGUUUCUUCCAUGUUUCUAAAGAAAAGUCCAUAGUAUUCUCGUACUAACACGCUGUAUCCCAAUGCAUUCUCACUGAGACAUGAUGAGAACAUAUCAGAGGAAUAAGAAGAAAUAAUAUUGCAGCUUUUGUUUUGCCACAUUGAUCCGGAAACGUCGCUGCGAGUGAUUUUGUAGAAUUAAUAAAGAAUGUAAUUUCAAAACCAGACUGUGAAUGAACAAUAUUAAGGCUGAAACAAACUUUUAUGGGUUUCAAAUGUCGCUACCAGAUUGAUUAUGCAGUAAAGAGUAAUGCUCUUUAGUAAAACAACAAAAAGAUUGAUUUCACUGCCGUUAUUUCUAAGCAAACGUUUUUUAUAAAUUUAUAUCCGGCCUUGAACUUCACUUCAUCUCAAGGGGGCUUAUAAUGGGCUUUUUAGCAAGAAAUUAUGCUUAUUUAUCAACGGACAACACCUUGACUGAUAAAAGUAUAAAAUUUCGCUUAUUGUUUUGUUAUUCGAGCUAUGUAGGUACGUUUAAAGUCCGCCCAUUAUGUGUCCCCCAAGUUAAGCACAUUUAAUCAGUUAGGUAUUAUUGUAAUAUACAUUGUAAUAAAAAUUUUGGUGUGGGUAUAUGAGAUGGCUCUUAGAGUAUUAUUUCAAUUAUUUUCUAUUCAACAUUCCUGAAUUGACUGAUGUGUUUUUCGUAAACGAAGCAGUUACAAGUUAAAAUCUCAUUAAGUUACUAAUGUUCGGGACCAUGUUUCCGGUAAUCUUAUAACUGAAAAUAUGCCUAUUGUUAUUUCCUUUGGUUAAAAAUUAAAUUAUUCUCGAUCUUGUUAUACUUGAUUACUUUGCUUCGGUAACAAAUGAUUACCUAAAUUUACGAUAUACUAUCGAGGAAAUCGUCCUCGAUAUUAUUUGUUCGCAUGUAAUAUGGAACCAAUAGACAGUCGAUAGUUGGUCUCGAUCACUACUUAAGAUCGUCUUAACCAAAUCUGAAUUUCGACAAUCGAUGCGUUCUUUUUUUAAACAACAUGCAGAGGCAUAAUAUUUAAUAUUUUGUCCAUAUUUAAGUAGAAGUAGGUGAUAGAUAAAACCAGCACAAAUCGAGGGACAAUAACCAUAGUUAUAAAGGAAUAAAUUUGAUGGAAGAUGAAGGGUUUUGAUUGAAUAAAUACGCAACAUUGAUCGAUAGAAACGGUCGAAAAACAGGCGAAACAUUACUUGUACGAUGCAGUAAACGUAAACAGAAGGUUAAUUUGCUUUAAACAUUUUAUUCGUGCACUGAUUUAUAUUUAAAUUCGUCAUUUUUUUGGCGAUUCCGUUGAUAUAUUUUUAAGGUAUUUUAAAAUAUUCCGAAUUAGCUGUUGGUUUUUAAUUAUUUAUUUUCAUUUAUAUCAACAAUUUACAGAUUUUAUAUACAAACUGGGACUGCGUCAUCUGUAGAUAGUUUGCAUAUAGAUUUUGUAGUUGUUGAUAAGUUAUAUAAAUUAUUUGGAAAUGGAUAUGAAACGAUGUGAUGACCGGUAGCUCUUAUAAAGAGACGUAUAGUGUAGGGUAACUUAUAAAAUUUAUUAUAAUUGUAAGAUUAUAAAACAUUAUUAUAUUAUAUUUUUCAACUCAGUUGAUCUGUUUUAAAUGUAUAAUUAUUUUGCAACGUUAGCGAUGCUUAUAACGACUAUCAUUUCUAAAUAAUUAAUCAUUAUAAAUAUAUUUUUAUUGAUGAUAUGUUGCUACACACUAUUAUUGGCUGGUAUUUCGUUUAAGUACCUAUUUAUCAAUGCAUCUAAUAGUCUUGCUAGCGAAAGUUGGCACCGGAAAAUGGCGGCAAAUUUAAAUGAUGUUUAGUGUAAGCAUUACGCUAAAAUUACAAUGAGAAAAUUGUAAUAACCUAUUUUGAUAGUUGAUAAUUAAUUGUAUGUUUGUAACUGUAAUAUAUGUUAUUGGAAGUAUCAAAUACGCGUACAUUGAACCGGGGGCUCCGUGGUUAGAGCUAACGGUUCAACGUACUAUGAAAGUAUUUUAAUGAAAUUUAAAAUACACAUAAAGUAUGUUCCAGUUCCUAUAUCCUAAUAUAGGCUUCUUUUUGCUAAAGGCUCUGUGCUGUUGUGUUUAUUGAACUUUCCAACCCAAAAAUAAAAAAGUUUGCAUUUCCAGUGCCAGCUUCCUCUUGAAAGAUUUUUCAGAAUUUAAUUUGAAAUAAAUGGAACAGACAAUAUCAAGAACAUAUUGAGAAUGAUAUCUUAUUUCAUUUCACAUUAUUUUUUUUUUUCGUUUACUCAAUGCCAGCCGCACGUUGAUGCGUUCCACGCGUAAUAUUUUCAAUUCGAUGCUGUAAUUCAGUCGGAGAAUUUUCUUAAAGAUUAUUAAAACGGAGGAAAAGGUAACAAUUAAAAUGAUUAGUACUACUGUUUUCUUAACAACAGCGGCCGGCAUAAUUAAAUUUUAUGUUUUUGGAUAUCUAGGGUACUUAAUACAAAUUUUAUUUCCGAAGACGAUUCUACAAUUUUCUUUUAUAUAUUCCGAAAUAUUUUAAAAAUAUAACCGAGAGCUAAUACGUUCAGACAGGAUAAUGUCUUUCAAAUUUUUUUUUGUUCCAUUAACUGUCUUAAUUAACAGAUUGUAACAGAAAUAAUGGAAUUGAUACAAGCGCUUGGAAUUGUUCCUUGUUUUAUAUUUAUUAUAAUUCACUCACUGUCAAACAGACUUAAUUUUCUGUUCCCGUGUGAUAAUACUUAUUAGUUCCGCCAAAGUUUAUUUUAGUCGUUACAUCGCUUAAAGCACAAUAUUAUUUUUAAACAUAUAUCGCUUACUACGCUUAUUUGAAGUUUUGUUGUAUAUAUAUAAUAUAUAUAUCUAUAACAUUAAAGUGUACUUUUUCAUUAUAUUUAUACAGCAUAAUAUAAGUGUAAAUAAAUAUUUUAGGUAUAAACGUUAAGUGUCGAAAUAUUAUGGUAAGUCUCUAUGCUCGGCAAUUGAUUGUAAAUUGUAUCAAUUUUUUAUGAAUACUGGGAUUUAUAUCCUGGUACGUGUUCGUAAUAUGAUUGACUGUGAUAGAACCGUGUAUGUUUUUUAUUUAUGGUUGAUUCUUUGUUUUUUUAAUAUUAUGUACUAAAGUUUUGCCCAGUUAUUAUUGGAAAUAUAUCUAUUUCGGUUUCACAUCGCUCAAUUUCUAGUCUUUGCUGCUUUUGGUGAUAGUAUGUUUAAGUAUGUGCCUAGUUAAUAAACGCUGUCUGUUGUACAACACAGGAUAGUUGCCUGAAUAUAUAUAAUGGUAUUUUUUAAAUGCGGUUAAUAAUUGGGUUUUAAUUAAGAAUAACUUUCAUUUACUUUUUCUUUAUUAUUUUCAAAUUUAAUUUUUUAGCGAUUGAGAUUCUUGAAGCCACUGUUUUAGCUUUACUAUUUUAUAAUUUAUAAAAUGUUAUUCGAUUUAUUUUUCUGUUGUUUAUUUGUGAAUUAUUAUUAUUAUUGUAAUAUUAUUUACGCAUGUA
Leptidea sinapis is the source of this 5442-nucleotide messenger RNA. Its product is annotated as transmembrane protein 198. The record is from RefSeq and is a predicted model, not a curated record. The transcript is spliced from 10 exons. Bases 360 to 1421 code for a protein of 353 amino acids. Gene Ontology annotation, cellular component: plasma membrane. Lineage: Eukaryota; Metazoa; Arthropoda; Insecta; Lepidoptera; Pieridae.